CAGGACCACACAUGCUAGCUGUUGCCAUGUAGCAGUACUGAUACAUGCUAUGAUGAAGAUCUCUUAAGUACGCAAGGAAAUAAGUUGAGGUUCAGAGAAAUCCGCUGCCGAGAGCACUCAGGCCUUCCAGCUCCGCUCCAUCCCCAGCCUCUGUGUCAGCGCUGCCACCACCACCACUGAGUGUCCAGGGCGCGGCGAGCCAGGGCGAUGCCGGACCCCGCGGCGCAUCUGCCCUUCUUCUACGGCAGCAUCUCGCGCGCCGAGGCCGAGGACCAUCUGAAGCUGGCGGGCAUGGCCGACGGGCUCUUCCUGCUGCGCCAGUGCCUGCGCUCGCUCGGCGGCUACGUGCUCUCGCUGGUGCACGACGUGCGCUUCCACCACUUCUCCAUCGAGCGGCAGCUCAACGGCACCUAUGCCAUCGCCGGCGGGAAGGCGCACUGCGGCCCUGCCGAGCUCUGCGAGUUCUACUCGCGCGACCCCGACGGGCUGCCCUGCAACCUGCGCAAGCCGUGCAACCGGCCGCCGGGGCUCGAGCCGCAGCCCGGGGUCUUCGACAGCCUGCGCGAAACCAUGGUGCGCGACUACGUGCGCCAGACGUGGAAGCUGGAGGGCGAUGCUCUGGAGCAGGCCAUCAUCAGCCAGGCCCCGCAGGUGGAGAAGCUAAUCGCCACCACCGCGCACGAGCGCAUGCCCUGGUACCACAGCAGCCUGACGCGCGAGGAGGCCGAGCGCAAACUCUACUCGGGCUCGCAGACCGACGGCAAGUUCCUGCUGAGACCCCGGAAGGAGCAGGGCACUUACGCACUGUCCCUCAUCUAUGGAAAGACCGUGUAUCACUACCUCAUCAGCCAGGACAAGGCAGGCAAAUACUGCAUCCCUGAGGGCACCAAGUUUGACACACUCUGGCAGCUGGUGGAGUACCUGAAGCUGAAGGCUGAUGGGCUCAUCUUCUGCCUGCGAGAGCCAUGCCCCAAUGCCAGCGCUAGUGCCAGCACAGUGGCUGCAGCUCCCACUCUCCCAGCUCACCCUUCCACCUUCACCCAUAGGCGGGUUGACACGCUCAACUCAGAUGGAUACACCCCUGAGCCAGCACGCCUGGCAUCCCCGGAGAGAUCGAGGCCCAUGCCCAUGGACACAAGCGUGUAUGAGAGCCCUUACAGCGACCCUGAGGAGCUCAAGAACAAGAAGCUCUUCCUGAAGCGUGAUAACCUCAUCAUGGCUGACAUCGAACUUGGCAGCGGCAACUUUGGUUCCGUGCGUCAGGGCGUCUACCGCAUGCGCAAAAAGCAGAUCGACGUGGCCAUCAAGGUGUUGAAACAUGGCACGGAGAAGGCGAAUAAAGAUGACAUGAUGCGUGAAGCACAGAUCAUGCACCAGCUGGACAAUCCUUACAUCGUGCGGCUCAUUGGCCUAUGCCAGGCCGAGGCGCUCAUGCUGGUCAUGGAGAUGGCAAGCAGUGGGCCCCUGCACAAGUUCCUCCUGGGGAAGAAGGAGGAGAUUCCAGUCAGCAAUGUGGCAGAGCUGCUGCACCAAGUGUCCAUGGGGAUGAAGUACCUGGAGGAGAAGAACUUUGUGCACCGAGACCUAGCAGCACGUAAUGUACUUCUAGUGAACCGGCACUACGCCAAGAUCAGUGACUUUGGGCUCUCUAAGGCCCUGGGUGCCGAUGACAGCUACUACACAGCCCGCUCAGCGGGAAAGUGGCCGCUUAAGUGGUAUGCACCUGAGUGCAUCAACUUCCGCAAGUUCUCCAGUCGUAGUGACGUGUGGAGCUAUGGCAUCACCAUGUGGGAGGCCUUUUCCUAUGGCCAGAAGCCCUACAAGAAGAUGAAGGGGCCGGAGGUCAUGGCUUUCAUUGAGCAGGGCAAUAGGAUGGAGUGCCCAUCAGACUGCCCGCCAGAAGUGUACAAACUCAUGAGUGACUGCUGGAUCUACAAGUGGGAGGAGCGCCCAGACUUUGUGGCGGUGGAGCAGCGCAUGCGCACCCACUACUACAGCCUGGCGAGCAAGGUGGAGAACCCUGAUGGAGACCGAAAGGGAGCCGGGGUGACAGCCACCUGA
Molecule: messenger RNA, 2061 nt
Organism: Sorex fumeus (smoky shrew)
Lineage: Eukaryota; Metazoa; Chordata; Mammalia; Eulipotyphla; Soricidae
Product: tyrosine-protein kinase ZAP-70
Exons: 14
Coding region: 208-2061 (617 amino acids)
Biological process (GO): intracellular signal transduction; innate immune response; cell differentiation
Cellular component (GO): extrinsic component of cytoplasmic side of plasma membrane; cytoplasm
Molecular function (GO): ATP binding; non-membrane spanning protein tyrosine kinase activity; signaling receptor binding
Source: RefSeq, a predicted model, not a curated record